Messenger RNA from Mycotypha africana, 628 nucleotides. RefSeq lists its product as uncharacterized. Bases 55 to 252 code for a protein of 65 amino acids. Lineage: Eukaryota; Fungi; Mucoromycota; Mucoromycetes; Mucorales; Mycotyphaceae. The transcript is spliced from 2 exons. The record is from RefSeq and is a predicted model, not a curated record.
CUUUUUUCUAGCAAGUCAAAGUGUUUCGUUCGGUCUAUCGUCCGUUCCCUUGGUAUGUAUUUUAGCUCUCAAAUCGUGGCCAAAUGUCUGCUAUUGGUUUACAAUUGGCUUCAAUAUCAAGUGCAUGUCAAUAUUGUCGUAGAUGGUUCUAGAGUACUAGGCUCGAGUGAUUCAAGUACCAACGGAUGUAACAGCGGGUGGUAUUUGCCCAUCCGCCGUUCUGCCGGUUGUUUUAGAUGUUGGAACAAAUGACAAAGCAUUAUUUGUUGAUUUAUGCUUUUGUAGAUGAUGAUUAAAGCUGUUACAAGUCGAUAGCCAAGUAAUUAUUAUAUCACCCAUCUGCAUUUCUAUCAUACAUUAUCAAAUAACGUUAGAUCUUUCUUUUUAUGGUCUUCUUGGUCUUUUGAUCCACAUUAGAAAAGUAUCUUCAUGCCUACAAUUUAUUAUCAACCUGUAAUCCGUUCAGUUAGAGUAUAUGUACAUAUAUGUAUAUUUUUUCUGUUUCUGACAACAGCGCAUUUGAAACUAUUAUUUUUAUCCAAAAAAGUUGUAAGCUGGUAAUGCUAAUACUAAAACUGGCACUGCUAUUCUUGAAACGGUGAAAGAUAUUGCCAAUGUUAAAGCUCCU